Molecule: messenger RNA, 1824 nt
Organism: Clonostachys solani
Lineage: Eukaryota; Fungi; Ascomycota; Sordariomycetes; Hypocreales; Bionectriaceae
Source: the annotation of a GenBank genome assembly
AUGGACCACCUCCCACAAGAAAUCUGCGACGAGAUUGUGUCCAUUUUGGCAGCCGAGCCGACGGCGCAGCUCGCCAGCUAUGCCGCCAUCUCGCGGCCAUGGCAGAUGGCUGUUGAGAAACACACCUGUCGCUACUUCAUCCUCUCCAGUGACCAGGUAGAUGAGUUCAAUUCCUUCUUCGCCACGCGCCAUCGCCGCCGCUUUAUACGCACGCUCUACUUCAAGGUCCGACUGCCCACCUAUGAUUACCUGCAGCUGCGGCGUCGCUACGAGAGCGAGCACGACCGUCGCGCCCAUGACCAGAUAUUCACCGCCGCCAUUCAUCAUCUCUUCAAAUCGCUGAGCUCCUGGGACCCGGCGGUCGAUUCCUCGCUCAACCUGAAAAUCACUGAAUUAAUGUCGCCUUCGGACAACGAGCUCCCGGAGUACUCUGGGAUGGAUCAGGAUGAUAUUUCCGAAUCCUUCUUCGAGAACGACUUGGGUGACCAGCGCUACCUUUAUUCAUAUAUCCAACUCCUGGAAUCCGACGAUCUGCCACUGGUUCCUGUUGUUGAAAGCCUCCUGGUCACCCAGUUUCGCCGGAAGGUUGCCCACUGCGUCCCCCUUCAGCUGGCUGCCAAGCUCCCUAAACUGCGAGAGGCCACCCUCCUUGUGGAUGACAUGGAAGACCGGUAUCCUCUGCUACGUGCCGAGAAUCGGGAGGCCAUGACAAGUUGGGUCCAGCAGACCAUCCCGAAUGCGACUGAGCUUCGUGAGUUGAGCCUCUUACUUAACCGAGAGGAGGAUUCCUUUGCAGCAAGGCUGCCUAACGGAAUGGCCGAUCACUUGUGCAGUUCAAUCCGAGAAUCGACUGCACAACUCCCCCACCUCAAGGCACUGGCUGUGAGUGGCACAAUCGACAAGUCACUCUUUUGGCCCGACCUUGGCCGUUCCUUGGUUGCUCCCUUCUGGCAAAAUCUGCAAACUCUCGCGGUCAGCUUUUGCGCCUCCAAGCCCUCGAAUGGUUGGUAUUUCAACGGGCUGAGAACAAGCCCUGAAGUCUUGGACGGCACUCUGGAAUUAAUUACCGCGUCCAGCGCGAUGCCCCCUGGAUAUGCCGAUGAUGGCGAGCCCCCACCAGAAGAGGUGGAGGAGGUUGAUUUCGACCGGUUUAUGGAGUAUGCAAUGCCUCAUUGCGAAGACACACCGACGCCGGAUGAUAAUCUGGUCGAGCCAUUGUUGCAGUCGUUUGGGAAGGCGUGCCUGCAGAUGCCCAAUCUCAGAAAGGCUCAUUUGGUGACAUCAAUCGUCGUCAAGGAUCGCCCCCCAGAGGUCUACAGCCCCUGCCAAGCAGACUGGGGCGUGUGGUAUAUUGCUCCUCAUCAAGCGCUGGCCCAGACAUCCAGAGCCGUCACCAGUCUUACGCGGGGAACGUCAGUACAUCGAAGACUGAUCUGGGAUGUCGGUGAUUGGAGGCCCAGCGAGCCUCUGAGAUCUCUGUUCAACAGGAUCGGCCUGGAGAAACAUGGCGGCAUGGUGCUUGAGAGGUUCGUUGAUACCUGGAACACUAUUCUCAAACCUCGAUUGAUUGAAGCGGCCCGCCGCGAGGCGGCCGACUAUCUCGGGAGGAAUUUUCUCGACGACGAGUACAUGGAGUUCAUGUACGACCAACACUGGGAUCCUGAAAAUCCAUAUUUUAUGGACGUUCUUGACGAGGAAAUGUAUCUCUAUGAUGUUGAUACAAUGUCUGAAUGGGAUGGAGAUGAAUUUAUGACUAAUGACCCUGAUGUAUUCUGGGAUAACCUUAUGGAGGACAACGGUGAACCUUCUUCCCCUCAUGAAUAG